AUUCCACAAGCUUCUAUGAAUUUGUUUCUCCACAAUUCAAGUGAAUAUACAUUUCAACUCCUAAAAUAGCUAUUUAAACGCCUAAUCAAAUUUCUUUUUUCCUUUCAAGAUUUGAAAAAAAUGAAGAUUAUUGCACUUUCCAGCGAGUAUAGUCUGUUCCUCGUGUCUUUGCUUACAUGCAAUGCUUCCAUAGCCAUACAAUUUCUCAUGGUUCUUGAGAGAGAGAGAGAAAAUGCAGUUUCAUUCCUCAAUUUUGUUGAGCCAUGUUCACCGCCAAACAGCCCCUAAAAUGGGGCAAGUCGAAGAACAGAGAUACGUGUGCAGAAUCUGCAGCAAACCCUGCGUUAGUGGGAAGUCUUUGGGAGGCCAUAUGAGGGCUCAUUUAGCUUCCAAGAAAUCAGCUGUGAAUCCCAACUGUGUGGAAGAAUUUGGAGAUAGUGAUGAGAGCAAACACGCCCUUACUGCAAAGACAACGAAUUCUUGCAGAGAAUGCGGCAAGGAAUUCGCCUCGUUGAGGGCUCUUUCGGGCCACAUGAGGUUCCAUUCGAUCAAGAACAAGAAGGACGUGCAUUCGUGCGAGGAAUGUGGCAGAGGAUUCGAAUCCAUGAGGGCCGUGUUUGGUCACAUGAAGAGCCAUUCUAUUAAGAAGGUGCCUAGUGUUGUUGAGAAUUUCUGCCCGGUUCGGAGGAAGAGAUCCGAGAUCAAGUACAAGGGCACUGUGAGUGCGAAUCCUUCGUUUUCGGGUGUGGAUGCUUCUCAUUGUGGUGCCUCUGAGGUUGAGGAGGCAGAGGAGGCUGCUAGGUGCUUGGUGAUGCUCUCUAGGGGUGUGGGAAGUUUCUCGAAGGUCGUCUUGGAUUCUGAUCACUCUGGAGGUGUUGUUGCAUCAAAUGUGUCUGAAUUUGAAAAUGGAAUGGAAGUUGAUGUUGUGUGUGAUGAGGGAUUCUUGAAAGAUGGUAUUGGAAGCAAUGGAUGUGAUGAUGAAUCUUGUGAAAAUGGAGCUGAUCUUGAAAUGGUGGAGGAGAAGCAUAGGGCUAUGAGCUCUGAUCGGGUUGAGAAAGAGAUGGGGUCGGGGGGAUCAGCUCGUGGCUCGUUGAGGGGAGCCGUGAGCAUGAGGCGGUGCAGCUCACUACUUGAGAUGGAUGCAGUGGCUAUGAUUUGGUGAAAUCUUUCCAAUUCUUGAUUGUUAGCUCUUUUGCAGAAUUGCACAUAUUCUUCACAUACAAUCAAUAAAACAGUGUUUUUUUGAUCAGUUUAUAUCAAUGUACAUUUGCAUUUAG
This is a messenger RNA of Salvia splendens (bonfire salvia), 1277 nucleotides long. Its product is annotated as zinc finger protein 57. The record is from RefSeq and is a predicted model, not a curated record. The transcript is spliced from 2 exons. NCBI's taxonomy places the organism in Eukaryota, Viridiplantae, Streptophyta, Magnoliopsida, Lamiales, Lamiaceae. The coding region runs from base 233 to 1162 and encodes 309 amino acids.